This is a messenger RNA of Polychytrium aggregatum, 1035 nucleotides long. RefSeq lists its product as uncharacterized. The record is from RefSeq and is a predicted model, not a curated record. Lineage: Eukaryota; Fungi; Chytridiomycota; Chytridiomycetes; Polychytriales. The coding region runs from base 1 to 1035 and encodes 344 amino acids. The transcript is spliced from 2 exons.
AUGUCGGUUCUGCGGAGCAUGGCCGAUGUGGUCAACAAGUCUGAUCCCACCACAGUCUCAACGUACAGCUGGGGCAGCAGCUUUGCGCUGCUCUGCGCCGUCUUUGCCUUUGCCAUCGUCGAGUUUCUGGCCGUAUCUGCGUAUGCAUGGGGACUGGUGAAGCUUUCCAGACCCUUGACCCGCCCGCUCUCGGCCACCCCAGACAAUGUUCCGGUGCUCGUGUAUUCCAAGGAUAGCGGCCUUGACAAACACACAUCCCAGAUCCAUCCUCCUCGCUGGCCAGGCUCAGAGCCCGUCACCUCCAACCGUCAGCCCACCGCAUGGGCUUUGCCUGUCACCACCUACCGCCACCACGACGCAGUUCACAUUCACCAGAACCAGAACCAGACCCCGUUCCAGCAUCGGUUCUCAGAAGACUCAUCGCGAAAGUCCACCGAUAAUCUGCUCCCUCAGACCACCGCAUCGAGAGGCACGUCGCCCCUCUCGGCGACCGGAUAUCGACCUCCAGCCCUGCGUAACUCCGGUCAUUCCAAACAGACCUCGAUUAUCUCUCAGUACGCUUCGCUCGACACCACCAGUCCGCUCGAGCCAGCCCCGAGCACGCAGAUACAAGCACCGCAGGUCUCACCGGAGACCCAGCUUCAGCAUCCGCCUCCUCCCGGCGCCGGAUCGAAGUUCGAACCCGAGAGUCUGUCCCAUGCCGAGUCUCUGGCGAGGGCCUUUGUCGCUCGACACAUGAGCCAGUUCACUGUCGAUCUGUCCAGAGCCGACUCGGACUCUUCCUUGAGAUCCGGGGACGAGUCGCAAGACAAAUGGACUGAACCAGGCACGGCUCCUAAGAGUGCUUGGAAGCGCUCGGGGCACUAUGGUUCUGUCGCCGUGCCGGGUCUCGAAAGCAGCCCGACUCAAAUAACGUACCCGCAAGGAGGAGCCCAGCCGCAGAGAGAGAGCUCAGUGCGCUCCCGACACUCCCCCAACAGGGACAAGCUCAUGGAUGAGUUUGUAGAGGCAUAUGGAUUUGUUCCUGGAUCGUAG